This is a messenger RNA of Colletotrichum destructivum, 1530 nucleotides long. RefSeq names its product Putative major facilitator, sugar transporter, major facilitator superfamily. Gene Ontology annotation, cellular component: membrane. Bases 1 to 1530 code for a protein of 509 amino acids. The transcript has a single exon. The record is from RefSeq and is a predicted model, not a curated record. Lineage: Eukaryota; Fungi; Ascomycota; Sordariomycetes; Glomerellales; Glomerellaceae. Gene Ontology annotation, molecular function: carbohydrate:proton symporter activity. Gene Ontology annotation, biological process: transmembrane transport; carbohydrate transport.
AUGAAAUCAACAAGCAGCAGCUCUAUCGACAAUGGCGCCGAGGGGGAGGAGAAUCUGCCGCUAGGCCAAGCCAUCCGGCUGUACCCCAGAGUCGUGGCGUACUGCCUGUCCCUCUCCAUCGUCAUCGUUGGCUGGGGCUACGCCUUGGUCAUCGUCGGCUCCAUUGUCGCCGUGGAGCCGUUCCAGAGGGAUUAUGGCGAGGUAUACGAGGGCAAGCUGAUCAUCCCCUCGCUCUGGGUCUCGCUGUGGUCGGCGUCCAUUCCGCUGGGCAUGGCAAUCGGCUCCGUCUUUGCGGGAUGGUACCAGGACCGCGUCGGGCGCAGAUGGGGUUUGAGGACCGGCGCCAUCGUCUGCGCGUUCGGCGUCGCCGGCAUCUUCUUCUCUUACCUCCCGUCCGACAUGAACGCCAUGCGGGCCAUGUUCUUCGUCGGCAAGACGGUCCAGGGCAUCUCUAUCGGCAUCCUCAAGGUCACCGUCAUGACCUACAUCUCCGAGACGGCCCCGACGGCCCUCCGCGGCUCGGCGAUGGGGCUAGUGCCCACCGGCAACCUCAUCGGGCAGUUCCUCGGCUCCAUCGUCGUGUACCUUGUCAACGACGUUCCGACCAAGGCGGGCUACCUCGCAUCCUUCGGUUCGCAGUGGAUCCUCGCCGUCGUACCGUUUGUCCUCUCCCUCGUCAUCCCCGAGAGCCCGGCCUACCUGGAGGAGCGCGGAGAGUCGGACAAGGCGGCCGAGGCCUCUCGGAAACUUUACGCGCCUCGCGUCGAUGCGAACAAGGUCUUGGAGGGUGUCCGCGCCAGCAUCGCCGAGGAGAAGGAGAUCACGGCCGGGGCCAGCUACCUGACGUGUUUCAAGGGCACGAACCGAAGGAGAACGUUGAUCGUCAUCAUGGCCAACCUCUUGCCGGCCCUGUUCGGUCUCGACCUCCUCUCCAAGUCGAGUUACUUCCUGCAGACCAUUGGCAUGAAAUCCAGCACCAGUCUCAUGAUCCUGAUCGGAGGCAUCGUAGCCGGUACCUGCGCCAACGGUCUCGGAAUCUGGGUUCUGUCCCGCGUCGGACGGAGGAAGGUGACCCUGAUCUCCUUGUCCGUCUCGACCGUCAUCUGGGCUGCCGUCGGUAUUUCUGGCAUCUGGAGAGGCCCGGUCGUGGCAUACUUGACGGCCGGAGGAUGCAUUCUCAUCAUCGUCGUCUGCGGCAUGAGCGUGUGGCCGGCUUCGUACGCCAUCAUGGGCGAGACGAGUUCCCUGCGGCUGCGAGCGAAGACGCAGGGCAUCGGCGGCGUCGCCCAGCAAGGCUCGUCGGUGGUGAUUAGCAUCGUUCUACCUUAUGCUUACAACCCCGACGCCGGCCACCUGGGGGCCAAGACAGGCUUCAUUUACGUCGCUCUGUGUGCCCUAGGAGUCGCGCUGUGCUGGUUCUACCUGCCGGAGAUGAAGGACCGAAGUGUGAUGGAGAUUGACCACAUGUUCAGUCUCAGGCUGCCCGCCCGGAAGUUCAAGAAGUGGAGAGGCGAUGUCGAGUCCAAGUGA